AUGGAUAUCAGUCCGUCGGCCAUAAUCCAAAUGUGCGUGCAGCAGUUCGACAAAGUGCUCGAUCCGAUGAAUUGUGUCCAGUGAGUCGUCUUUUAAGCAUUUCAGGUCGUCGACCAGGACCACGUCUCCUCUUCUCAUUUAUAUUUCAAGAAAACUUUUCCGAAACGCAUUUUAAAUGAAACUUCAAUUUCGCACGGGAGUCGAAAAACUGACAUCUAUAUUUAGCAAUUCUGAAUCUUCUCUUUUGCAGAGCCAUCGCAGCCAUCGAGAAUCUCGAGUCGAAGGGAGUCGCAAAGUGCUCGAUGCCGUCGGCUCUUCCAGAAUACAGACACAUUAUGAACUUUACAUCAGGCUGCGAUCUCGUCGAACUCAGUAUGGAAAGGGUUUUGCUGUCUGUGUCCCAACUCUGCCCAUUUCAGCCUAUCUACAGUAUGCAGUGCCCCCGCUCAUGAUGCUCUGUUUCAUGGGAAACAUGCUCAACGUGCUCAUCUAUGGCCUACCCUACUUCGAGGGCUCCAGCUCAGUUCACUUUCUUCGUGCCAAAGCGAUCGCCAAUAUGGUGUUCAUGUUCUCGCGAAUUCUCGAGGUACGUGAACCGAGAAGAAAACAAGAGUGAAAUUCAAUUAGCGGGCACCGAGUCCUCCUUUUGUCUCUCUCGUGGCAAACAACAACAAAAAAGUACACACGAGGAGCGUAGCGUGCUAAUUGCCGCCGAUGUUGCAGGUAUUACACGCGUCGAGUGUGCAGCCGGUCUCUUGGCUCGAGCCGCUCUUCUGGAAGUCUCGUCCGUACAUGAUGAUGGUUUCGAAUGUGAGCGGAACCAUGUCCACGUGGCUCACUUUGAUGGUAACAAUGGAGACGGUCAUGUGCAUCAUGACUCCGUUCAUUUUCCGCAAGUACUGCACCAAGAAGUAGGUCAAACUGAACGUCUUCUUUCCAAUUCAUUACUUCUCAGAAUGACCUGGAUCGUUCUUAUUAUGUCCGGCGUCGCCGCCAGUCUUCUCCAUACCGCUAUUGUUAUUGUGACUGAUGUUCAGGAAAUGGUUCAAGUCAGACAAUAUGUUCAUGUAAGGUUCAAACAAGAAAACAUGAGAACAUCGACGUCUCUUUCAGAACUUCAAGAAGGAGAAUGCGUCGUGUUGGUUCUUGCAGUCGGUGUUUCGUGUCCGCAACAAUCCCUACUACGAGAUUUAUCGUCGCUUUUACGCAACCACAACCAUGGCCGUUUCCAUUGUCAUUCCCACCAUCGCCAUGCUCGUUUGCACGCUUCUCAUCAUCAAAAAAUUCACUUUCAAGGUACACAAAUCUGCUCGAUUCCACUCAUUUCUGAUCUUCAGAAUCUCGGCGAACAAUUCUCGCAAAGACGGAAAUGCGUGAUCCGCAUGACGGUGGCCACAACGCUCACUCAUCUCUUCUUCGAAGGUCCCGCCACGCUGACUCACUCCGCCAGCGCCAUUCAGGUAAUCCCGAAGAGAACCCAUAAAACUGAGCUUUCCGACAUUUGCGCGCAUGCGAGUAGACAUUAUAAUGAGCAGGGUUAUGACUGGACGAAGAUCUAUGUGUAAGGGAUUUCAGGGAGAGGACUACAGCUUCCUCAUGUGCAUUCUCAACCACGGCAACAAUUUGGCUUCACUUCUCAACGCCACCAUCCCAUUCUUCGUUUUCCUCUUCUGCAGUAAUCAGUUCCGGCAUAUGACGGUCAUGUACAUUAAGGUAACUUGGCUCCUCAGACGGAUAAUAUUGAAGAUUCCCCUUUUCAGGCUGUGAUGCAAACGGAUCAAGUGAAGCGGAAGGCGUAUUUUUCUCAAGCCGGCAUGAGAUGCAGCCGCAUGUCUCGCAUCGAAACGGACCGUUCGAUGGCCGACACGCGGCUCGUCUCGAGACCUUCCAACGUCUAA
Molecule: messenger RNA, 1898 nt
Organism: Caenorhabditis sp. 36 PRJEB53466
Lineage: Eukaryota; Metazoa; Nematoda; Chromadorea; Rhabditida; Rhabditidae
Source: the annotation of a GenBank genome assembly